Molecule: messenger RNA, 1158 nt
Organism: Anneissia japonica
Lineage: Eukaryota; Metazoa; Echinodermata; Crinoidea; Comatulida; Comatulidae
Product: melatonin receptor type 1B-A-like
Exons: 1
Coding region: 1-1116 (371 amino acids)
Biological process (GO): G protein-coupled receptor signaling pathway
Cellular component (GO): membrane
Molecular function (GO): G protein-coupled receptor activity
Source: RefSeq, a predicted model, not a curated record
AUGACCAGGGAUUUUACAGACGUGGAGCAGAAUGUCGCAGUUAUCUUUGAAUGCAUCAUUAUAGCAUUAAUGUCCAUUGUGGGGUCAGUUGGAAAUGCUAUGACCAUCAUAGCAGUUUUGACCAACAGGCGUCUUCAUGAACCUACACAUUACAUGAUCGUCAGCCUAGCUAUAGCAGACUUGAUCCCGUGUCUAAUAAUAGAUUCGAUAUACGUUGUGUCAGCUUGGCAUCGGGAAUGGUUCCUGCCAAACGCAUAUAUCAUCUGCCAGAUCGUCGGUGUACUGUGCGUCUUCUGCCUCGAAGCUUCCAUUACGAAUCUAACCCUGAUAGCGGUCAAUAGAUAUUUCUGUAUUGUAAAAUUCAGGAAAUAUAAGAAAAUAUUUACACCACAACGAACGAUACAUUUCUGUGUGAUGGCAUGGGUUCCCCCAAUCAUAGGCAUCCUGAUCCCGAUUAUCCUCGACGUCAGUGUAUUUGGAUUCAACACUUAUAUGUUAUCAUGUUCCAUAGAAGCGACGGACGUAGGGUGGCGGUACCAGAUAAUUUUACUUCUAACCUACGUACCCAUAGCAAUUAUUGUUAUCAUAUUUUGCUACACGAAUGUUUUUAUAACGGUGAGGGCAAGUCGUCUCCGUAUCGAGCGCCCCAACAUUCCUCAAUGUGUAAGUCUUAGAACCUCUGUAGCAGACAGACAGCAAUACGCUAACGUAUCAGUAACUGAGUUAAAUAGACCGACAAACCACCUUACACCCGAAUUGAUAACAAUGACCAGUGGUCUCUCACAGACUGACGAUGAGGAACAUAAUGUUCAGCGAAAGCUUCCAAGGGAGAAUAACAAUUCGAAGAGCACGUCACGUCAAACAAAAUUGAAUUUAAGAAAUGAAGUAGUUCUAUCUGUUAACUUAUUUAUAAUUUUCAUUAUAUUUGUAGUCUGUUGGCUACCAAUUACAUUGAAUAUGAUUUUUAAUGCAGACUAUUAUGGUCCGGUUGAAGUUUGGCAAGUGGUUAGCAUAUUGGCAUUGGCUAACUCCACUUUCGACCCUAUUGUCUACGUAUGGCGCAGCAAGCACUUUCGACAAUCGUAUAAGCGAAUGUUGAGGUGUUGGCAUACUUAAAAGACACAACAAGUACUAACAACAGGCCCGCCAUCAGAUUUC